Tachyglossus aculeatus (Australian echidna) is the source of this 2800-nucleotide messenger RNA. It is a transcript of the gene PPP1R3C, whose product is annotated as protein phosphatase 1 regulatory subunit 3C. The transcript is spliced from 2 exons. The record is from RefSeq and is a predicted model, not a curated record. NCBI's taxonomy places the organism in Eukaryota, Metazoa, Chordata, Mammalia, Monotremata, Tachyglossidae. Gene Ontology annotation, biological process: regulation of glycogen biosynthetic process. Gene Ontology annotation, molecular function: glycogen binding; protein phosphatase 1 binding. Gene Ontology annotation, cellular component: protein phosphatase type 1 complex. The coding region runs from base 71 to 1015 and encodes 314 amino acids.
UGGGUCUCUGGGGGACGGAGGCCGUUCGCUCGCCCCGCCAAGAAGCCUCUUCCUCGGCGGACCCGCCUUGAUGAGCCGCCCCAGAGUGAUACAGGUUUUAGACCCAGGACCUCUGACGAGUUCAGUCAUGGCAGUCGACAUGGCCAUGAGAUUCUGUCUCUCCCAUUCCCCUCCUCUGAAAAGCUUCCUUGGCUCUUACGAAGAAUGCCGAAGAAGAAACCUCGUGAACAGAUUGAAACCCCUAAGACCGUGUCUUAACGUUAAACGUGAAGCUGAAUCUCAAAAGGACUGGAGCCGCUCGCCCAGCAGAGCCAAGAAGAGAGUGGUGUUUGCCGACUCCAAGGGCCUGUCGCUCACGGCCAUCCACGUCUUCUCGGAAUUCCAGGAGGAGUCCCUGUGGGAUCUGCAGUUCGACCUGAUUGAUCUCCAGGACAUCACAGCCGGCUUAAAACUCCACGAGGAAAAAAAGCUGAUCUUGGAUUUCUCUCAGCCUUCAGCCGAUUACCUGUGCUUCCGGAAUCACUUGCAAAAGAACUUUGUCUGCCUCGAGAACUGCUCCCUGCAAGAGAGGACGGUGGCGGGGACUGUCAAAGUGAAAAAUGUGAGCUUUGAGAAGACGGUCCAGGUUCGUAUCACCUUUGAUUCCUGGAAAACGUACACGGAUGUCGAUUGCGUCUUCAUGAAGAACAUCUAUGGAAGCUCAGAGAGUGACAGCUUUUCAUUUGCUGUCAACUUGCCGCCCCUCAUCCCGCCUCACGAGAAGAUCGAAUUUUGCAUUUCUUACCGCAGCGGGGGCCAGGUCUUCUGGGACAAUAACGAAGGCCAGAAUUAUAAGAUUGUGCACGCGUGCUGGAAACCUGACGGAGUGCAGGCGGCCUCCCAGGACAGUGUGAUUCUCCAGACCCAGAACCAAACUGAACCUGAAUCGCCUCUGUUUGGCAGCCCUAGAUUGGCUGGUGGCUUCUUUCCCGAAUGGCAGAGCUGGGAGAGAUUUGAAAACUUGGUCUCAUUUUAAUUAAGCCAUUAGCCGGCCAAACCUGGUGGAAUACGAUAAUGGAAUGUAGCUGUCUGUCUGCAUUACUUAUCCAUAGCAGUGUUAGGAAACGUUUGCUGCAUUUCCUUCUGUAGUUUGGGGAUGGGUAUUUGAAGCCUUAUUUUCAAGAAAAGGCCAAACGAGGAACUCAAAGGCCCUUCAGGCCUCCUAAGUAAGAUUGGUCAAGGGUCUGUAAAGCUUGUCUGAUGUAGUCUAUGAGCAGUAUUUGAUAAGUGAACAACCAGAAAAAAAAAAGCGUAUGUGUGGAUGUAUGUAUGUUUAGGUAAGAAAACUUCGAAGAAGUCCAAAUGAUGGGGAAAGAACACUGUGCUAAUGGUGUGGGGAAUGUCUGAAUGGGAACCGCAAUUCCUCGUGAACACAAGUGGAAGGGAAACUGGAGGUGCCCCGAAAAUGAUGGAGAACAAUUCUGAGGCAGUUCUCUGAGUGUCCCUUGAAGGUACCUAAUAAUCGUAGGAAAUAAAGGACGGGGAGUCGAAAAGCCCUGAACGAUUACCGGGUAUACGGGGAGAUGGCAAAAUCUUUAGCUGAACUGGCGUGGCUCCCUAGGGGAAACAUGGCUUUUAGUAAAACUUCUGAAUAGAUCCUUGUUUGGGCUGGGUCUGGCCUCGCCUUUGGGCCGAAGGCGGCUGGGAACACUGGCCCCAAGCCAAACACGGCACUCCUGAGCCCCCAGCAUUCAGGAGACUACAGGCCGGAGGGUGUGGGCCGAAACUAGGCUGCAGAGAGGCUGCUCUGUGUACUUGGGAUCUCGCACGUGAGCCUUUAGGAGGCUAACUUUCCGCAACCCUGGGGGCAACCACAAGUGGGAUAGAUAGCACCUCCCCCCACCCCCUUUCACUCCCUAGCCUGAAAGUGAGCGUGGAUCCCCUUCCAGUUUACUCCUGAGGGCUGGCAUCCGGGCCGGGGAAGAUUUUCCGGCCGGUCCGGGGCUCUGUCGUGGGCCGCGGGGGUCACUUUCAAUGUGGAAUUCCCCCUCUGUCUCCCGAAUGACCUAUCGUCAACCGGUCACUCAAAGCAAAGUAAACCGGGUAUUGCAUAGAGGCUAUCCUACUGUUUUAAGUAGGAGAGGUGAUUGUGUUUGGAAAUGGAAUCUAGGGUGAAGUGUUGUGAAUGGUGAGGACUGUGUAGCCGGGUGCCCUUUGAAACCGUCCAGAAAAUGACGACCUCCUUGUAGGAAGUCUACUUCGUGCUGAAAGGCAGUGUACAAAUGGCCUUCUCUGUCUUCACUCUAGUUGCUUAACAUAAUCGUGUACUCACUUCAUGGAAGCUUGGACACUCAUGACACAUUUUUUUUUUUUAUAGACUGACUUUUUCUCCCUAAAGCUGAGUACAGUCAGUGUGCAGCCAAAGUCCUUCAUAUUGAAGGUAACGUAUCGAAUUGGAAAAGUUUAGCUGAAAGGUAUUUGGAAAAGACUGUUGCCAAAUUUCUGGCCCGAAACACACAACGUCGUUGGUGUCCUUACCCUUUACUAUUCACUACACAUGCUAAUUCCCUUGAAGCUGAAAUGUUGUCUCUUCAACUCUAGACUUGAGAAAUGCAUUUUUGGAACUCCCAGAAUAUGCAUCGGUCUAAGUUAUUUCAGCAGGUUUAAAAGGUAAUGAAGCAAAUUUGGCUCUGCCUAGUUGCGAAGAACCACUUAAACUUCCACAUGUAGUCAGCAGUAAAGAACGUAUGUAUGGUCAUGCUAACGGCACUUGGUUGAAAUAAUUUUGCAAUAAAAGUAUUUGUUUGCCUAGCACCUACAA